Messenger RNA from Mesitornis unicolor (brown roatelo), 852 nucleotides. It is a transcript of the gene CENPQ, whose product is annotated as centromere protein Q. The transcript is spliced from 8 exons. NCBI's taxonomy places the organism in Eukaryota, Metazoa, Chordata, Aves, Mesitornithiformes, Mesitornithidae. Bases 1 to 852 code for a protein of 283 amino acids. The record is from RefSeq and is a predicted model, not a curated record.
AUGAAACACAACCACGCAUCUGCCAGCAAAAUGGGGAAGACCGCUGGUGGGAGAUCAGCAAGAAACCCCUUUAAAUCACAAAAUCAGCAAGGGCUGUCCAGCAAAAAAAAGGGAACAGAUGAAAAAGGAAGACUGCAAGGUCAAAAAAGAAAGCAGGUCACUCAAGCAGUCGGAAGGAAAGCUACGGAAGAUGAGAACUAUUCCCCCCCAGGAAAGAAAGGUUCUUCAAAUAAGGUGAAACUAACCAAUGCUAAAAUAGGAUCUUGGCAGACCCUCUCAGAUAGCAGCAGGAAGUUUCUAGAAACUGCAAUGGAUUCAGUAAUACUAUCCAUUUUGUGCCAACAAAGUGAUAGAAAAGAUGAUGUUCAGAGACACCUCAAUUUACUGAAAGAAAAGGUGCUGAGAUUUUUCAAGACUUUAAAGGUACCUCCAGGGAAACUGGGCAACCUGAAGAAUGUCCCGAGCCUUCAAAUGGCAGAAGAACGAAUGCUUGAGACAAAUGAAGAAUCUCUGGUACAAUUGCAGGAAGAAAUAAAUGAAGCUGAGCGAUCAGCAGAACGCAUUGAGGAAAAUAUACUACAACUGCAGUACAAAAUACAGGUGCUCAAGAGCCAGUUAGAGGAAGAUGAAAGAAAGGCUGGAAAGGUAUUCCAGGAAAACAGCAGUGGAGCACUCCACCUUCCAGAACUCCCCAAGCGCAGUUUACAGGCACCCACUUUGCAGGAAGAAAUUUUGAAGGUAAAAAAUCAGAAAGGUCUUUUAAAGGAUAUGAACACUAUUCAGCAGUCAGCUGACUUGAAGAAUAUGUUAACCCUCAUUGAAAAGGCCUAUGAGAAGGUGGACUUCCUUUGA